CAUGAGCUACAGUGGUGGCAAAUAUAAAAUACAGGUAUACAGGUGUGUAAAUAUCGCUCAUCUCAAUUGUGUACACACAUUUGUUGCGCCUGGAGUGAAAAUAAACAAAAAAUCUAACGAAAAUAAAAUACAAAAUCAAUAAAACAUGGCCACGGAGGAGCAUCAACGCUUGGCCAACAUUGUGAAGAACUGUCACGAGAACUUACGACAGCUCACUAAAUUGUAUGGAGCCGAGCGUGCUUGGAAGGAGCACACGGCACCCCACAAUGCUGAAAAGCUGGCUGAGUAUGCAGAUGCAAUGCAGCAGCUCGCUGGCAUAUGGGAAUCGAAUGCCAGUAAGACGGAGCUGCAAGCACGUAGUCGCAUCAAGUGGGCCAUCGACUAUAUAAUCAAGUACUUCUACACGGAGGGCAUCUAUCUGCAAAAGCGACAGCGGGAGCAGCGCCUGCUCGCCUCCUACAAUGAACUGGCGGAUUCUGAGUGUGCGUACAUGGAUGAGCCACCGGACAGUGUGCGAGUGCUGGACGUAGGCAGCUGUUUCAAUCCGUUUGGCAAUACACCACACCUGGAGGUGACAGCCAUCGAUCUUUGUCCCGCACCUGGAGCUCAUGUGUUCCAAGGUGACUUUCUCACAGUGAGCGUGGACGCCAGUUUGAAGCAACCGGAGAUUGUCGAUCAGACCGUAAAAAGCUUACCUGCUGGCUACUAUCAUUGUGUCAUCUUCAGCCUCCUGCUGGAGUACAUUCCCAGUGCGGAACAGCGUUUGGUUUGCUGCCAGAAGGCAUAUGAACUGCUGGGACCGGAGGGAAUUCUAGUCAUUAUCACUCCCGACUCCCAGCAUGUGGGCAAGAAUGCCAGUAUCAUGAAGAACUGGCGAUUCGCUCUGGCCAAGCUGGGCCUGCUGCGCGUCCGCUUCGAGAAACUGCCCCACAUCACGUGCAUGGUCUUUCGACGAGCCAUUAGCCAGCAUUUGUCGCAGCACUGGGCGAGCGUGCACCGGGAGGAGGGCAUCUGCGAGACGAUUCGCAUUCCACAGGACGAUCAUUAAAUAGCCCUAGCCAUAAUCACCUAUCUGUAAUCCAUGAAUGUGUACUUGUGUCUGCAUUAUAUUUAUGAGUUCCUUCUUCGUUCUUAACUAUUUCUAAAUAUGACAUAAAUAGUUACUUAAAUACUA
Messenger RNA from Drosophila mojavensis, 1174 nucleotides. RefSeq names its product S-adenosylmethionine sensor upstream of mTORC1 (gene Samtor). The record is from RefSeq and is a predicted model, not a curated record. The transcript has a single exon. Gene Ontology annotation, biological process: negative regulation of TORC1 signaling. Lineage: Eukaryota; Metazoa; Arthropoda; Insecta; Diptera; Drosophilidae. The coding region runs from base 146 to 1048 and encodes 300 amino acids.